AUGGCUCAAGCUCCUUUCGACACCACCACUCAAGCGGAUUUCUUCCGAAUGCUCAGUCAAUUAGAUCUGGAAGCGAUGGUGGUGAUGGGCGAUCCAAAAAAUUCUGAUUUCAAGUUCCUUUUCACAGAGAACGGUACCUAUGGAGGUGCAUCGGUAGCCAUUGAAAAUGGAGACGAAGCAGAAGGGUACGUCAUCAGAAAUUUCACGGUGAACAAAUCGAAAAUGAAGGCGUACUGUAUCACAGGAUGGAGCAACGAUGCAGAACCACCAAAGGGAUUCCUCAACAUUCACGAAAAGAUUCGAAACGCUGUCGGCGUCGAUAGUAAGAACCCUUUGAUGCUGAUCUGUAAAGAUGGCUGCUCUCGGUGUGUGAGUCGGAAAGGGUUCGCGCGAAAGGGACGAAUCAAAUUUGCGGAAUCUGUAAAAAAUAUACGUUACCAUAGAAGCAACUGCUUCGAUACGCAGGAUCUCUUCGAAGCUGCCUCGGCAAUAAUUAUCGAACUCGCGAAGAAAAACUCGGAUUCGACCGAAGCAAUAAAAACUACU
Molecule: messenger RNA, 546 nt
Organism: Ostertagia ostertagi
Lineage: Eukaryota; Metazoa; Nematoda; Chromadorea; Rhabditida; Trichostrongylidae
Source: the annotation of a GenBank genome assembly